Messenger RNA from Micropterus salmoides (largemouth bass), 7081 nucleotides. It is a transcript of the gene stxbp5l, whose product is annotated as syntaxin binding protein 5-like. Gene Ontology annotation, biological process: regulation of exocytosis; regulation of protein secretion. Gene Ontology annotation, cellular component: SNARE complex; plasma membrane; cytoplasm. Bases 475 to 4275 code for a protein of 1266 amino acids. NCBI's taxonomy places the organism in Eukaryota, Metazoa, Chordata, Actinopteri, Centrarchiformes, Centrarchidae. Gene Ontology annotation, molecular function: syntaxin binding; GTPase activator activity; myosin II binding. The record is from RefSeq and is a predicted model, not a curated record. The transcript is spliced from 30 exons.
UUGACUUGUUCGAAGUUCUUUUGCUCUGUCCACUCUGAAACAUCACAGAUCAUGUUGAAGUGUGGGAUUUGUUUCCAAGCCCAGGAGUGGAUGUUACUUUAAAGGACGCGGAAGGAAGAUGAAGUUGAGUAGUUCAAGUAGCCGUCGUUGCGUGCUCUGAUGUGAGACAGGCGACCUGCAUCUGCAACACUGGCUGUAGUCAGAGUGGCUUAGACGCAUUGUUUUUUGUUUUUUUGUGGACGACAGCCAGAGAACAAGAUGAGGUACCUCCAUGACUUUUUAAAUUGCACCUAAGAGAGAGAGAACCAGAGAGUUGGUCUUUAUCCUGCUACUGCUGCAGGAAGCGACGUUUCCUUUCUUCAGCUGCCUGAACGAGUUGCAUCUGAGAGGAUCACUCUGUGAAAACAAAGAAAGCAGAGUGGUCUUCUAGCCUCUCUACCCCUGAGCCGAAACAAUACAAAAGCACGGGAGAAAAUGAAGAAGUUUCGGAAGGUGUUGGACGGCUUGACCACCUCCUCACCUGGAGGGACAAUCGGAUCCCCAUCGUGCGGCAGCGCGGCCGGGACUCCCACCGCGGCGCCAACUCCCAAGGAAAUCGACAUCCAGGAGACGCUAGUGUCGGAAAACUUUCAGCUGUGUAAGACGGUGCGUCAUGGUUUCCCUUACCAGCCCACUGCUUUGGCCUUUGACCCUGUGCAGAAGAUCCUGGCCAUCGGCUCCAGAUCAGGCGGCGUACGGAUACUGGGCCGACCCGGAGUGGACUGCUACUGUCAGCACGAGAGCGGAGCCGCUGUCCUUCAACUGCAGUUCCUCAUCAAUGAGGGGGCGCUGGUCACAGCCUGUGCAGAUGACACGCUACAUUUGUGGAAUCUCCGUCAGAGACGGCCGGCUGUCCUGCAUUCACUCAAAUUCAACAGAGAGAGGAUUACAUUCUGCCACCUUCCCUUUCAGAGCAAAUGGCUUUAUGUGGGGACAGAGCGCGGAAACACACACAUCGUCAACAUCGAGUCCUUCAUUUUGUCUGGAUACGUCAUCAUGUGGAACAAGGCCAUAGAACUAGCAACUAAAACUCACCCAGGACCUGUGGUUCAUUUGAGUGACAGCCCAAAGGAUGAAGGCAAGCUGCUUAUAGGGUUUGAGAGCGGGACGAUCGUACAGUGGGAUCUCCGGGUCAAGAAGGCUGACUUCAGAAUCUACUACGAUGAGGCCAUCCAUUCAGUCAGCUGGCAUCAUGAAGGGAAGCAAUUCAUGUGCAGUCACUCAGACGGCAGCCUGACGCUGUGGAACCUCAGAAACACCACCAAGCCAUUCCAAGUCACCUUCCCUCACGGAAAGAUACAGAAAGAUGGGAGGAAGGAGUCAUGUAAACCCAUACUCAAAGUGGAGUACAAGACAUCGAGGAACAGCGAGCCUUUUGUUAUCUUCUCUGGGGGUCUUUCAUAUGACAAAGCAGGACGUCGGCCAACAUUAACCAUCAUGCACGGCAAGGCUAUCACUGUGCUGGAGAUGGACUAUCCUAUUGUAGAGUUCAUGGCCCUCUGCGAGACUCCAUACAACAACGAGGUCCAGGAGCCUUACGCAGUGGUGGUGCUUUUGGAGAAGGACUUAAUCGUGGUGGAUCUGACACAGAGCAACUUCCCUGUCUUUGAGAACCCUUACCCCAUGGACAUCCAUGAGUCUCCAGUUACCUGCACAGCCUAUUUUGCAGAGUGUCCGCCCGACAUUAUCCCCAUCCUCUACUCUAUAGGAGCUAAACACAAGAAGACCGGCUAUAGCCAAAAGGAGUGGCCAAUCAGCGGAGGAACAUGGACGUUAGGCUCCCACACCUACCCAGAGAUCAUCAUCACCGGACAUGCUGAUGGAUCAAUUAAGUUUUGGGACGCAUCUGCAAUCACACUACAGAUGUUAUACAAGCUGAAGACCUCCAAAGUGUUUGAGAAGCCAAAGCCUGGUGAGGGCCGAGCGGCCGACUUGGUGGAGGAUGACCCCUUCGCUAUUCAAAUGGUCAGCUGGUGCCCAAAGAGUCGCAUCUUCUGUGUGGUUGGCAUCUCAGCCCACAUCAUCCUGUAUCGCUUCAGCAAAUAUGACGCCAACACUCAGAUAGUGUCACUAGAGGUGCGUCUACCUUGUGAGUCGGAGGAUGUCAUCUCUCCAUCUGAGAAUGAAAAUAAUCCCUCCCUCUCAGAGCCCGGCUCUCACUCACCCCACCACCAACACCCAGCGAGCCCCAGCAGUGGGACACCUGAGGGUGUCAAAGACAGCAUCCCCCAUCUUAAGGUGAAGGACCGGACGGUUCGGGUUCCUCCUGGCUACCAGGCAGAGCUGGUCAUCCAGCUGCUGUGGACAGAUGGAGAACCUCCACAACAGAUCACUAGCCUGGACAUCAACUCUGCCUAUGGCCUUUUGGCGUUUGGGAACUGUAAUGGCCUAGCGGUGGUGGACUACUUGCAGAAAACCGUCCUGUUGUGUAUGUCGACACUGGAUCUGUAUGGAGCCGCCGACCCCUACCAGCGCCUUACCCGCUCCCCUCGCAGGAACAGACAGUCCACCUCAGAGUUUUGCAUGCGCGGCCUGUCUAACUUUUAUUCAGAUUCAAAGAAAAGGAUCCGUACAUCCUAUCAGAGCCUUACUGAACUCUCUGACAACCAGCAGUCCGUUGACAUGGAAAGAAGCAAGUCGCCCACCUCAGUUCAUUACCCAACCUCCCUUCACAAUGACCCACGCGUCCUGCCAGAGCCUGUGGCCAGUCUGAGAGCCAGCCACUGCAGUCCAGUCUUUUACUUACUGGACAAUGUAAAGGGACCCGGCAGAAAGUUAAGUCUGCCAACAGAUCUUAAGACUGAUCUUGAUCAUGUCAAUGGACAUUGCACUAGCCCCACCUCCCAGCCCUGCUCAGCGGGGAAGCCUCGCGUCCCGAUGGGUCCCGAGGGGCCACGGCUUACCCGCAGAGGCCCUGGCCGACCGCCCUUCCGCAAGGCCCAGUCCGCUGCUUGCAUGGAGAUCUCUUUGCCUGUGUCCCACACUGAAGGUUAUGCAUCCAGGAGGGCAAUGCUUCAGCAGUUACAUGGAGUCACUAUGUACUCCCACGACGAGCACCACACCACCGCCCCCUACUGCUGGAAUGAGAGAGAGAGUCGUGAAAACUCCUUCAGCCGUUCUCGCAGUUCAAGUGUGUCCAGCAUCGACCGGGACACCAAAGAGGCUAUCACCACACUGCAGCUUGGAGAGUCCUUCGGGCGCAAGGGUGACGCCCUGCCCACCCCAUGUCUGUGGGUGGGCACCAGCUUAGGCGUGGUCCUGCUCAUCCCAAUGUCCAUUCCCACCGACCAGGAGGAGAGGAUGGAGGAACCUGUGACCAUUGGCCCCAGUGGAACAGUCAUGAUGCUGAAGGGCUCGGUUUUGCGCUUUGCCUUCUUGGACUGCAUGGGAGCGCUCAUUCAGAGCCCCUAUGAGGUCUGGCGUGAUCCCAACGCCCCCGAGGACCCCGACCGACCGAGAAGGCGCAAGCUAGUCAACUUUUCACCAUCCUCCUCCCAGGACACUUGCGGAGAGGGACAUCUGGCUGUGGUGUGCUCCGAGAGGCAGGCCAAAGUAUUCUUGAUGCCCUCGCAGUCUUGCCUCUUUGUCCACAACAUCACCGAGUCAUCCUUUGUGCUGCGAGCCGAUGUGGUAUCUGUGUGUAACAGCGUGUGCCUGGCCUGCUUCUGUGCUAACGGACACGUCAUGACGCUCAGUUUGCCCAGUCUGAGACCGCUGAUAGAUGUCAAUUACCUGCCUCUGACAGACAUGCGCAUUGCAAGAACCUUUUGCUUCACCAACGGGGGACAGGCCCUAUAUCUCAGCUCCCCGACAGAGAUCCAAAGAAUUACGUACAGCCAGGAGAUGUGUGACAACCUGCAGGAGAUGCUUGGAGAGCUGUUUACACCAAUAGAAACACCAGAAGCCCAGAACAGAGGCUUUCUAAAGGGCUUCUUUGGAGGCAAUACCCAUACCUUUGACAGAGAGGAGCUCUUUGGUGAGGCAGCAGCUGGGAAGGCUUCUCGGAGUCUGGCCCAGCACAUCCCUGGGCAGGUGGGGGUGGAGGGAAUGAAGGUGGCGGCUAGUGGAGUGGUGGGUGAUCUGGCGAGGGCCCGCAUUGCUCUGGAUGAGAGAGGCCAAAGGCUGGGGGAGCUUGAGGACCGAACCGCCAUGAUGAUGACCAGUGCAGAAACCUUCUCCAAACACGCUCAUGAGCUGAUGCUGAAGUGCAAGGACAAGAAGUGGUACCAGUUCUAAGAGCAGGACAGAGGACUGCAGGGAACUUUAUGCCGGGACAGGGACUUUCACUCUACAAAUGAGAGCAAUGAAAUGAGAGACUCAGAAGUGACUUUGUCUUUACGGCUUCCGGAGUGGCUAUUUGUAUGACGCUGUCACAUUGUUGAAGGACGACAAUGGGCUAGCUCCCUGUCUAGACAUGUAGUGAUAAGGACAGAAAGAGAAUGGCGGCAUUUGAAGGACUGAAGAUGAAUCUGGAAAUAUCCGACGUGUGUGUGUGUGUGUGUGUGUGUGUGUAGGUGUGUGUGUGAGUGUGUGUAGUUGGGUUUCCUGGACCUCACUGUGUAGAUACUUAAAAGUUAACUAAACAACAAGAAAUGCAUGAAACAAAAAUGGAUGACUAUUAAAAAUAUCCAACUGCCAUAUUAAAAAGCAGCAUGCUACUUUAACAAGAGAUACAAAAAUAAACCGUUUUAUUUAAUGAUGUAAGCCAACAACAGAAACUAUGAAAAACUUUAUAUUUUUUGAAAUAUUGACAAAAAAAGUAUAUAUAAAAAGGGAAAUGUAUACCUGCAUUGCUAUUAAGCCAAAACUUGUGUUCCUUUCCCUUUUUUCAUUUUUUAUUUUUGGUUCAUUUGAAAAUGUUUUCUUAGUCUCAGCAUAUAUUACUUGCCACAAUAUAGAUGCACAUAGUUAACUUUCUCUACACACACACUUAGAAUAAUGCUAAAACUAUGUUCUUGCCAAUUACCCUGGGCUGCACAGUGCAAACACAAAUCAGUAGUAUUUACAUGUACCUCUGCACAGUCUAAUCACACUAAUUAUAUUUCACGUUUCGGCUGCUGCUACUUACAAAAGCAUUAAAUGAUAAUCUCCCUCCCCGACUACAGUUGUAUGGAAACAGAACAGAUUGGUGUGAGAAGAAUGCAAAGGCUGAGAGAGUUAAAAGUGUACUGUGGACACAGUGUGUUUCUAGCUAUAGUAUGAACCUAUAUACUAUUCAUGUGCCAUAAAAACAAGAUGAGUGAAUCCACUCACAGUAAACUAACUAACAAAGAGCUAAUAUGUGGUAGUCAUCAUAUGUUUCCUGUUGAUCGGAACAGAUGAGACAUACUUGGAGUUGACCAUGAGGGCAUAUAUCAAAGUCAAAAAAGUCUGUUUUCUUUAUAUAAAAAAAAAUAUGAGGGGGGUUUUAUUUAUUUAUUUUUGGUUGUUGCUGGUUCACCAUUGGAGUCUUUAGCUGCCUUUGUCAGACGUGUGAGUUUCGUGAGCCAUUAGGUUGUGUGUGUGUGUGUGUGUGUGAGUGUGAGUGAGUGAGAGAGAGAAAGACUCUUUCUCUGCCAAAGCAAUCGAAAAUGAAUGACACCCUCCCAUCUCUCUCUUUCUCUCUCUCUCUCCGCCUCAGCCUUUGGUUUAUGCGUUUUCAGCGUUAAACCCGAGGGGUCCUCUUUUCACGAGCACCACUUUAAAAUGGUCGUCACCGUCUUUGUGGCCGGAGUACGAAGCGGAGUUGGAAUCGUUUCCAUUCAGUUGCGACCAACUCCCCCCUCCCUGUGAGUGGUUUAUCAGUAAAAGGUUCAGGAAAAGUAACAGUAUUUUUUUUGUCAGUGAUGUUUCAGAUGUGAGUCAGUGAAGAAACUAUGUACAUGUGUAAAACAUUUGCAACGAUUUCAACUGAAGGCAAAUUGUUCCUCUUUUUCGUGCAAUAUUGUUCUUGAUGACUAUGAUAUCCUCUCGUCGCAGUCCUAUAUUUGAUGGUGAUGGCCUCUCAAAUGAAGGCUCUUGUAUGUUAAAAACAACAAAUGUUUCAUGAUACAUGGUUGGUGUAUCAUAUUGUGAUUGUGUUGUACAUGUCCAAUGGGUAGCCACACGACACGGGGCAAACAGCAUUAACUGAGGAGGAUGUUUUGUACUUGUGUAUUUGUCUGUAUUUUGAAUUGAUCUGAAAAACCAAACAGAGGGUUGUUGAUAUCCAUCCCACACAUCAGGCCUUUAUGCAGACGAGCAUUAACACUUAGAUCAUGAUCACUCCCACAUAAAAUAUGCACAACAACACAUACAAACCUAAAAAAAAAGCAGACACAGGUGAGUCUAUCUGCAUUGCUAGUCAUUUCUCCCUGCUACCUGUCAGGCUGCUGAGGCUUUCCUCAGGCUUAAACAGCCUUCAAAACCCAUUUGUUUUCACCAAACUCAAGUCACCUGAAAUCCUAAAGCAGUGCCUCGUGGGUUUCAGGAAUUACACAUGAUUUGGUUCCAUGAUGUGUCUUAAACAUAUCCAAAAAAAGAAUCAAUUUCUCUCCUAGCUCUGUACCGUCAAUGAGAUUUGUGUUGAGUGCAGUUCUUUCAAUGACAGAGAAAACACACAAAAAAAACAAAAAACAAAACCAGAAGAAAAUUAACAACAACAAAAAAAAAAGUACAUCUGACUUCUACUGACAGGGUGUUUUGUUAGUAUGUUUUUGGUUUUUAUAUUAACUGUACAGUUCAAUCUUGGGAGAAAGGUAACAAAAAACACAAAAAAGAUGAAGACAUUCUUGGGAUAUUUUUCUCUGUAUAUGUUGUACCUGUUACUGCUGGUACUGUAUCUGGUAUUCUGGCUCUGUCUAAAUCACUGGAACUCUGUAGUUCUUCACACUGUAGUAUCCUGAACAAGCAUUUCUCUGGUUUUCUCAAUGAUGGCAGCAAAGUUUGUCUUAUUUAAAUGGAUUCUACCACUUUUUGUUCUUAUUGAUAUUAUACUAGUGUAAUAGAAAUUACUUGACAAAAAAGAACUGAAAAUAUGUUGAUGCAAAAGCAAACUGAAAUAAACAUUGAUUGAUGUACACAG